UUUGUAAUAGAAUAAAUUAUUAAUAAACAACUCAUGUGCAUCGUUUUUGUGUUAUAGGGAAAAAGGAAAAAUCAUUCCCUCGGAGACGAUGGCAUUAGUAGAAGAAGAAAUUAUAAGCAUAUCUGUGACGAUGCAACCCCCAUCGUCCACGGUAUUAAUAACCGGCCGGACGCCGCUGCAUCGCCACGCGGUGCAGCGAUGAGGGCGCAUAGCGCCCGAUAAAGCAAUAAAGCAUAAUAUGGUCUUAUUUGUAAAAAUUAAACUGUGAUUUUUUUAUUAAAAACGAUUAAAAAUGCUAAAAAAAAGAGUGGGAAGUGAACGCAAUACGAUUGGCCAUGACGUCACGAUUCAGCAGAGCCCGGGCUGAAGGUAAAGAUUAUGGUGAUGCAGCUGUGGGAUACGUUGAAGUAAAACGUGAAGGUAAUUUGUGCCAAGUCCGAGGGAAAAUAUGUCCUGAACAUAGAGUAAAUAAUAAACCUUACUCUGUAUCGAUGCUUGUCAACGAAGAGAUAGAGAAGGUCGAAUAUGUUCGAUGCGAAGACUGUGCAGCUUCCGAAGGAGGUUGUAAACAUGCGGUAGCUUUCUUAAUGUGGGUUCACCGUCGGAGCGAAGAGCCAGAACCUACAGCUAUCGUAUGCUACUGGAAAAAACCAGUAUUAGCACAAAUAGGAAGCAAUGUAAGAACCAUGAAAGCUAAAGAUCUGGUAAAGAAUAAGAGAACUGCAGUAGAUCUUCCUAAUAAUACUGGUUUCCUGCAGGUCUUGUACAAGAGAUUAAAAAUUGAAAUUUCGAUUGCCAACUGCCUCGUUAUUUUCUAACAGUGGAAUCAUAUAAAGAU
Messenger RNA from Cyphomyrmex costatus, 838 nucleotides. RefSeq lists its product as uncharacterized. The coding region runs from base 336 to 818 and encodes 160 amino acids. The record is from RefSeq and is a predicted model, not a curated record. NCBI's taxonomy places the organism in Eukaryota, Metazoa, Arthropoda, Insecta, Hymenoptera, Formicidae. The transcript has 4 exons.